UGAGCCGUCUGCAUCCUUUCAGCUUCGUGCGACCCCUAUCUGCCAGAGCUGGACACUCCCAAUGGAGGAGAGGAGAAGAAGAAGAUGCUGUCAUCACCGACCUAAAUGCAUGACAGUAGUGUGAAAACAUGCAUUCAUUUUGAAACGUCCUUGUGUAACUAUCUCUGUUUGGAGGUUGUGCAGGAUGACGAUGUCGUCCCAGUGCACCACGGAGCAAGCCGUGCAGGAGUUCCUGAUGGAGAGAGGAGGGAGGGUCCAACAGAUGGAGCUGAUGGAUCAUUUCCUAUCAGUUUCGGGGCCAAACGACCAGUCGAAGGAAGAUGAAGGGGUGGAUGGUGGUGAGGAGCUGCUGAGACGCAUCGUGGACAACGUGGGUGUUGUGAAGGUGGAAAACGGCGUGACAUUUGUUUGUUUGAACAGUGAAGACAGCGCGCAGUCGGUGAUGCGUGCAGACACAGGCGGCCACGAUCACGCGGAGUGCAAUGGUAAUAAUAUCCAGGAGACACUGGACAACGGCUAUGUCAACAGCACCCCUGACAACGUAGAGCAAACAGGAGCGUCCAGCUCGUUGGCUGCCAGUCUGGACAAUGACAAACAGUCCAAUGGAAAUGUGCAGCCUGCAACCCCCUCCCAGAAUAAUAAAACCAACAACACAGGGACUCCUACCUCUGGUGGAGGAGGGGAGGUGAAGCUGAGGGAGAGGAGAAGGCGAGAGUCGGCCCCAGUGAUUGGGAUUGCAGAUCUGGACCAGGCUCACCCUGCAGGGUCCCACAGCCAGCAGGUGAGAGGGGCUCGCAGGGUGUCCAAAGGGUCCCAGCGGGCCUUGCUGACCAGCUGCCUAUCUGAAGACAGCGCCUUGGAAGGGCUGGACCCUGUUGGAGACAUCAACACCCCCAAGGGAAGUCGCAGGAACUUCAUAGAGCUGAUGAUGAGCAGUUCUCCUCAGGUUCGGAGGUCCCUGAUCAACCGUGGUUCACGCAUCCGGGACUCGGUGAAGAGCGAUGGAGAUUCGACAUCGCUCCUCUCCUCAGCUACUGAUGAGGACUGUGCCUCGGUGACCCUGGACCCGCUGGAACAUGAGUGGAUGCUGUGCGCCUCAGAUGGCCUGUGGGACUGUCUGCAGCCCCUGCUCUCUGUGGAGCCGAGCCUCGUGGCCAAGAGAGACUUUGUGACCGGCUUCACCUGCCUCCACUGGGCAGCUAAGCAGGGCAAAGCUGAGCUGCUCUCCCAGCUGCUGGCCUUCGCCAAGGAGAACGCUAUACCUGUGAAUGUAAAUGUGAGAUCCAGUGCUGGAUACACACCGCUACACCUGGCAGCUAUGCAUGGACACACACAGGUGGUCCGUGUGCUGCUGUCGGACUGGGAGGCCGACCUUGAGGCCCGAGACUACAGCGGGAGGCGAGCCAUCCAGUACCUGUCCCCACCGCUGGCCGCUGACCUGCAGGAGGAGGGAGUGGUCACCUCACCGGGAGCUGAGUCAGACAAUGAAAACACCAACAGCGGCAGCAGCGGAAUGCGCGGCUGGCGAUUUCCCAGAGUCCUCCAGGGCAAUCUGAACCCACUGCGGCUCCUGAACCCGCCCGCCGAGGCAGCAGAGGAUGGAGUCGUGACCGGGAGGACCAAGGGGAGCAUGCAGAGGAAGUCGUCUCUGAGCCGACUGAACGCCCGGCUGCACCGAGGACGCCACCGAGCCCAGAUCAUCCACAGCGCCUCCUUCAGGGACGCGGGGGAGGUGGGAAGAGGAGAGGAUCUCCCCAGCAGCCCUCUCCGAACCCGACCACUGUCCAACCUGUUUGGAUGAAGUUACACAACUCUGAGAUAUAAACCAGUUUGACAAAAUGCAGUUUACUCACCUUUAUAAGCUGACAGGUCAGACGUUUUUAUGACCAAAAUCGACCUAACACAUCCUAAUAUACAGUUUAGUGUCAAGUUGAUUUUAAAGUUUUAUUUAAUCUAACUUAUUUUUGUUCCUUUUUUCAGUUAUUAGUUAAUCACAUGAGGGCAGAUCACAGAUCAUGUAGCGUUUUAUUUGCCACGACAAUUCAUUGAGUUAAAACUGAACCACGGCUCUGUGAAUUGCUUUUGAACUUAUUGGUUUUAGUGGAUUUUUCUAUCAUGUUUUAAGGCUCUGUUUUAGAGCUGGUAGCACACAAUACACCAGUUUAUUUUAUUAUUUAAUAUUUACACUAGAACAAUGUUCACACAUGCAAAAGCAGGCAGGAUUGUAUCAUGUUUUCACUUUUAGAUUUGACUCACAGUGGUGAGGGAUUUGAAAAUAGCACUUAGGUUUGAUUUAUCACUUAUCUAAAAUCUUGUUUUUGUUUGCAGAGUAAAGUAAUAUAUUCAUAGAACUAAUUUUCUAUAUUUCAACCUCCUUUGAUUGGAUGGUGCUGUUUUUUUAAAUUACAUUUCUGUAAUGGGAAUUAUUAUUUUUUAACUACCAGAUUUUAGUAUUGAAACUGUUGUAACCACAGCAUUCUUGUAUGUCCGAACAUCGAUGUACAGUUGUCAUGUUUGCACUUUGUCACUUUGGAGAUAGAUUGUGAUUAUGGGAGGAAACCGCUCAAACUAAAACCAUGCCAGCUGUUAUUGGUCCCAUGUCAUACUCAUAAGGGUGAUCAAAUUGUUACCUUUAGAUGUAAAAUGUACUGUAUAUAUAAAAGUACAAAUGAGUAAUUUUUCCUUAUACCUUUCACUUCAUUUGAUCAGUAGUUGACACCAAAAGAAGGCUGCCAUGGCUUUAGUUAGAUCCAAGUACUAUAAAGACACUGAUCAGUUAUACAGUAAGACUGUUUCACAGUGUAGAAGCACAGGGAGAACUGAUGUGGUUUUUCUACUGACCAUAAUGUACCUCAAGUCCUCUGAGUCUGAGCCAGAGUCUGGUCUACUCAUUAUUAAAUUGCUUCUUAAGCAGUUUAGGCCUCUAAUACUAGAUUGCAGUGUUUUUGUGCAAAUCUCCAAUUCUUAAAAUGUAUUAUAAUAAUUCUGUAUGUCAUGCAGAAAUCUAAUCUCAAAAUCUAAUCUAGUGAAAAGUUAUUUAGGUUAUUCAAGUUAUUCACUGAUUAGUUCUACAGUAAACAUGCAAUCAAACAAACUGAUUUAUCUCCACCAUUUAGUAAAUCAACCUCCUUGUAUUGUUCUAACCUUGCAUGUAUACAAUCAUUUGUCCAUUAAUCAUGUCUGCAUCGUCUGUGGACAGUAAAGAGUCUGUACCAGAAUAUGCUGGAUGUUUAGCUGAGGAGCACAUUGACUUUUUGACUGUUUUUCCCAAAUAUGUGAACCUCGCUUAUAUCUGAUUACUGGAUCAACGACACAUCCUAUAGAUUUCAUGAAUGUUCCCUUAAUAUUUUGUAGCAUUUGUACUCAAAUCAUAGGGCUUCAUGUAACUGUAUGGUUGACUCUUUUGAUGUAGAAAUGUAUUGUACAAACCUACUUUGAUGUCACUUUUUUCAGAUGCAUGAAUAGGGGAAAUGCUAUGCACUGUUACUUUGUAUGUUUUGUAAGUCAUUUGUUCUGUCUUCUUUGUGAAAUACUGUGAAGUUAUGUGGUGUGAAUACACUGUUACUGAACCACUGUCAUCUUUGUCCUCAUGUCUCAUCAUUGAAUAUGAAAUAAAGCAAUACUGGUUUGCAUAAA
Messenger RNA from Sebastes umbrosus (honeycomb rockfish), 3636 nucleotides. RefSeq names its product sosondowah ankyrin repeat domain family Ca (gene sowahca). Gene Ontology annotation, molecular function: protein binding. The coding region runs from base 185 to 1801 and encodes 538 amino acids. The transcript is spliced from 4 exons. The record is from RefSeq and is a predicted model, not a curated record. Lineage: Eukaryota; Metazoa; Chordata; Actinopteri; Perciformes; Sebastidae.